AUGACUAAUAAGGAAAAUGUUAUUAAUUGCAAAAGGCUACACAGAGAGAAUAUGGUUUUCGCAACCAUAAGCAAUGACUGUAAUUAUAUCUGCAUUAUCACGUUUUAUGAAAAUAAUUACAAUUUGGAGUUAUUCAAUGCUAAUAAUAAAAUGCAAAAAAUAUUUAGAAAGGAAAUACCAGACACAAUUAAUAAAGUCUACAUAAAUUAUAAUAAUAAAUAUAUUUGUGUAACUAGCCAAAAUGGAAGCAUUUAUAUUCUGAACAUGAAAGGUGUUCUUUUGUACAAAAAUGAAAUAUUACAUUGCUUAUUCAGAAAAAAAUAUAUAAAAAAAAAACCAAUAGCUAUAAACCGCCAUUUUAAUUAUUAUUACUCCAAACGAAAACGAAAAAAAAUUUUAAGAACAACCGUCAAUAAUCAAAAAAAAGACAAUGAAGUUUAUGAAAAUAAACAAAAAAAAAUAAAAUGUAACAAGCUAUCACGAAAAAACAGUGUUACAUUUUCACUUAAUAAUAACAAAAAUAGUCAGCAAAACGAUAAAAUAUUUACAGAUAAUAAUUUUAUUCCUAAUGAUGAGAAAAACGGUUUAGCUGAAAAUUUUCAGGAAUUGUACAACAAUAAUAACAAUUACUUUUUUCAAAAAGAUCAGGAAAAACAAUAUUUCAGUCGAAACCCCAAAACAUAUAUUAACAUUUCAGACAAAAUUGAAGGAUGCACAAAUUUACACUUUGAAAAAACACAAAAUAAUUAUUACGAAGCAAAUGGAAAUAAUAGCAUUAAUAACUAUUAUGAUAUGAAAAAUGUUGAAAAUAAAAAAGAGUAUGAAGAUUUAAAUGAAAUGACAUACUUUGAUGAAAAUUUGAAUGAAAGAUCAAUUACAUUAGAAAAGUAUAAAGAUUCGAAAGAAAUCAAUAUUAAUAAUUAUUUUUGUGCAGAAAAUUGUAAAAACGAUAAAUUAUCAACAAGUAGAGAUGGUAAUUUGGGAGAGGCCGAAUAUUUUCAUAAUGAGUUGGGAAUGGAUAACCAAAGAGAAAUAAAAAAAUCUGAUGAGGAAUACAAACGGAUUGGUAUUGAAAUUGUUGAUAUAUAUUGGAUUUGUAUGGAAAAAGAAAAUAAAAAAGAUUUUAUAGAAAUAGAUAAUUGUAUGUAUCGUUACGAUCAUUUCAAUAAGUGUAAUUUUUAUGAUAACUUACACAUUAUAUAUAGUUUAGAUGCUGCUUUUAAUAUAAUUUGUUCUGUUAAUUUAAAAAUAAUAAUUUAUAAAUAUAAUAUAUUAGAAUAUUUUUAUAAAAAUAUAAGUCCAAAUAAUCAAUUCAAAAAUAAUAUAAUAUAUUUGUUUAAAAAAAAAUUUUUACAAAAAUGCAAAGAAGAAAAGAAAUAUUCAUUUAUAAAAUAUUUAAAAUCAAAACUUGAUGCUUAUAAUAGUAAUUCAAAUAAUGAACCUGAACAUACUAGUAUUAUGGAUAAAAGUAAAAUACUUCAAAACUUAAACACUUCAGCAAAUAGAUAUAAAAAUUUAUUGGAAUUAUAUAGACCGUCUUAUAUAAAUAGAAUCAAACAUUCUACUUCUUACUAUUUAAAUGUAAAAGAAAAUAUAAUUAAAAAAAUAUUUAAUGACAUGAUUAUUAAUAUGAAUCAGUCAUAUAUAUCAAGCAAUCAAAAUUAUAUUUUAAUAAAUUAUUAUAUAAAUAUAAAGAAAAAGUAUCUUAAAUUUUCCAGUCUAAAUAUAGGUAUGUUGGUUCGAAAAAAUAAAAAUACAAAAAAAAAAAUGAUACAUAAAAAAGAAGACAACAAAGAAAAGAAAAUGAAUGUAAAAAGAAGUCGUGAAAGUAUUAGCAGUUGUGCAAGCAAACAUUAUGAAGAACAUAAUGAUAACUCAAUGAUAAAUCUUGUAAAAAUAUAUAUGAACAAAAAUAAAUUAAGUAAAUUUCCUACAUAUAAACAUAAAUUAGGAGUAUUAGGAAUCCAAAAAAUAAAUACUAUAGAUAGAGAAUGUAAAUCGAUAGAACAUUUUGCAUUAUAUCUACUAUACUGUUUUGAUAUAUUUCAAAAUAUUUUUGAUAUAUAUGAAAGAAUGUCUUAUACUUACUCACGAUAUGAUGAAUAUAAAAAAUUGUACAGGAUUUAUGAAAAUAUAUUAUCUUUAAAUGAAAAUUAUAAAAAGUUUUAUUAUAAAGAUAGAUCAAUUGUUUAUUUUUCAAAAUAUAUAAAAAAUAGAAAAGAAUAUUUUGAUGAAAAUUUAUAUAAAAUGUUUUUUAAAAAAUCAGAAAAACAAGACUUUGAUCAAUUUUAUUUUCUUAUAAAAAAAAUGAUAAGCGAAAAUACGGUUUGCUGUUCUUGUUCAAAAAAAACAUAUUUAGAAAAAAAAGAAAAGGAUCAAGAAGAAAUGGAAACUAUUCAAAGAAUUCAACAAUUAAAAACAAAACCAAAUAGAAAAGUUAGUUUUAAUAAUUAUCAAAACGAACCUAAUAAUAUAAUUAUCUCUCGUUCUAUGACAAAUUGCAAUAGUUACACACAGUCUAUUAUUUCUAAAAUGAAUAAAAGUAAUCUAAAAAUAAAUAGAGAAAAAUGGUGUAACAAUUUCUCUAGAUACAAUAGUAAAUAUAUUGAUGAUAAAAACAUGAAAAAUAAUUAUGACAAAAAAAUUAGCAUGUCUACUGGUAUAAUGAAAAGAUACAGCGAACAAAAAAGUUCUAGUUAUACAAGGACAGGAACUAAAAAUAGUGUAAACACCCAAAAUGAAAUAAAAGCAAAUAUAUCAAAACUGAUUUUAGGAAAAAGGGAAGAAAAUGAAAAAACAAGACAUUUAAAUCGGGCAGGUUUAAGCCAACCUAAAAAUGAUAAAAUUUCAAAAAAAAUAUUUUCCAAUGAUAUAUCUGAACAAUCUAGCCAAAAAAAAGAUGAAAAAAAAAAAAAAAUUAAUUUGGCUAGAAAUAGCCAAUCAGCUCAUCAAAAUAAAAAUAGCUGUUUUGUACUAAAAAAAGUUAAUAAAGUUGAAAUAAAUAAUGAAGAAGAACAAAAAAAUAUAUCAUUAGCACUUACUUCAAUGGAAGAUAUAAACUCAUGUUGUUUUAGUUCUGGGAAUAGUACACCUUACGAAAGUGACAACAGUAGUGAAGAAGAUCAAUCCGAUGAAAUAUAUUAUUCUCUUUCAGAACAAGAAUUAGAAAAAUGUUUUUUAAAAAAUAGAGAAUUUAUUAUAAAAGAUGGUAAAAAUAUUUGUGAAGAUUGUGAAAAUGUAUUAAAAAAUAAUAUAUUAUUACACACAUUUGAAAAAUUUGAACUAAAUUAUGAAAUUCCAAAAAAAAAAAAAAAAAUACAAAAAAAAAAAAUAUAUAGCUCACUAAUAAAAGAUAUAUAUACAAUGUAUAGAGAAAAAAAAUGUCCUAUAAAUAUUUUACUAUUAUUACAAGAAAUAAAUGAUAAGGAAUUAGAAAAUAAUUUAAUAAGUUUACAAUCUAUUUUACACUUUUUUGAAAAAACAUUCCUUCAAAAUAUAAGUGAACAUUUAAAUAGUUUAUUUAAAAUUAUUAAUGUGUGUAAAGGUUUGGUAACUCAAUAUAACCGUCAUUGUAUCAAAGAAAUGAAUAAGUUAUAUAAUAUAGCAUUAUAUUGCCGAAAAAAAUUUGAAUCAUUUUAUAAAUUAAAAACACCUUUAAAUAUAUAUUAUUUAAUUAUUGAAUUAUUAGUAUUUAUAUCAAAAAAUAUUUAUUUUGAGAAUUUUCCACAUUAUAAAAAAACAUUUUCAAAUUAUAGAUAUGUCGAUUUGUUAAAUAGUUAUAAUAUAUUUAAAAAUAAUAAAAUGAAUUUUAGUUGUCUAGACAAAUAUUUACACAUCAACAGUAUCAAAGCUCAUAAAUUUUAUAUUGCUUUAAAUAAACUUAGAAUAAGUUUAAUAAAUAUAUUAAAAUCAUUUUCAAAUAAUAAUAAUUUUUCUACUCUUUACAAUCUAUCUAUUUUAAAUGUAUCUCCAAAUAAAUUCCAUUUUAUUACUCUUCCGAAAAAUAAAGAAAAAUAUCAUUCCUGUAAUAAUUAUUCUUAUUUUGACGAUAUAUUAUAUAACAACCAAAAUAAAUUAUAUCCAUUUUAUGUUUGUACAUGUGAUACUUACUCAUUCAUUAGUAUUAAAAAAUAUAUUCAGACUCACAAAACCUUUAUGUUAAUACAAAGAGAGUUUAUCAAUAUUAAUUUGUAUCCUUUGCGCCUGCUAAAUAUUAUCGUAAUAUCGAAGAAUAUGUUCUAUAUAUUCACAGAAAAAGAUAAAAAAUUAAAUAUCACAUCCAUUAAAGUUAAGUAUGAUGGUUCACAAAAAAAACUACUAAAUAAUGGAGAAAGCAUGGGAGAAAUUAGUAACUUGUCAGUUCUUAAUUGUUCAAGCUUAGAGACAUACUUUCCAAAUGCCGAUACAUACAACAUUAAAAUUCAAAUUUUAUACAACUCCAUCAUUGCGAAUUUCCAACCCCAUAUGUGCCUAAUAUUACAAGGGUUUUGA
Molecule: messenger RNA, 4491 nt
Organism: Plasmodium vinckei vinckei
Lineage: Eukaryota; Apicomplexa; Aconoidasida; Haemosporida; Plasmodiidae
Product: conserved Plasmodium protein, unknown function
Exons: 5
Coding region: 1-4491 (1496 amino acids)
Molecular function (GO): protein binding
Source: RefSeq, a predicted model, not a curated record